AUGAUCAACAAGAGGAAGAGCUCUUGUGUCACUCGGAAAGCCAUUGAGUUUGUUCCAGCAGGAGGGAGGUUUAAGGAGGUGAAGAGGUCGAAAGUCAGUGAGUUUGGGAUUCUGAGUGGGGCCACUGAUUGGAUAGUAUUAGCAGACCUGGAUGAGCAGCUGAAAUUCCCGUCGGAUAUAGCAACGACCAGAUUAAGACCAGAUUUGGUUCUUUUCUCGAAAGCUUCCAAGAGAGUAAUCUGGUGGGAGCUUACAGUACCGUCGGAAGAGAGAAUAGCUGCAUCCCAUGAGCUGAAGCUUGAUCGGUAUAACAGUCUACAAGCGGAAAUACAAGCUAAUGGGUGGUCAUGUUUCAGCUUUGCUGUUGAGGUUGGUGCUAGAGGUGUUGUCGCAGCAAGUUUGGAGUGUGCAUCAAGGAAGAUUGGUCUGACUGGGAGAGCCCUCAAGAAGUUGGUCAGAGAUUGUGGGAAGGAUGCAGCCCAUUGUUCAAGAUGGAUUUAUCUGCUGUCUAGGAAAAGAGAGUGGGAGAUGAGAGCUGUUUGA
Bolinopsis microptera is the source of this 543-nucleotide messenger RNA. RefSeq lists its product as uncharacterized. The coding region runs from base 1 to 543 and encodes 180 amino acids. The record is from RefSeq and is a predicted model, not a curated record. Lineage: Eukaryota; Metazoa; Ctenophora; Tentaculata; Lobata; Bolinopsidae. The transcript is spliced from 2 exons.